UUGUGAGAAGCGUCACUGUGUUUACCCGGAAAUGAGAGCGAGCAACAACAGCUGACAAAUAACCGAUUUCUAUCCGCCUAUUUAGUUUAUUAAAAUGAUAAAUUAACCUUUAAUUUGAGUGAAAUCUGCUGAGUCAGAAUGUACAGCGGACUUCUGCCAAAAGGUUUGACGGAGGACGACCUCAGUGACGACGAGCAGGAGGAAGCUGUUGAAGAGAAGAGGACGAUGGAGGAGAAGUGUGAGAGCUCAGUGAUUCGGGACGCACCACUGACUCACACUGUCAGUGGGUCCCCGACAAGCAGUUUGCCCGGUGUGUCCCAGGAAAUGUGGCAAAAAUUUCAGGACCUGCGGAAGAAGAGUGAUGAAAUUAAGACAAUGAAGGUUCAGAGAAAACGAAAAAGACGACGACACAAGAAAGCGGGAACAGAGAGUGCAGAGCCGACAGAUACAAGCAGAGUGUGUCAGGAGGAACGGGAGCAGCACUGGGAUGGGCUUAAGCAGUAUUUUGGUGUAAAUGAUCGAUUUGAUCCCCCUGCAUGUUCCAACCCCCAUCCGAAGUCCGGCCUAGAAACGAGCAUAGAAAAGGCCAUAGCUGAAGGGGACAUUGCAAAAGCAGAGGAGAUGAGCGACAGACUCGCCACUCGAGAGCUGGCUGUGAAAAUCGCUCAAGCCGCUGAUUGCCGUGACUUUGUGGAGCACAAACAGGAAGAGGAAGCUUUGAAAGCAGCGCAGAAGAGAAAGAAGGAUAUAGUCUGGGGGUUUGAGGCGAAACAACGAUGGGAAAGCAAAAGCAACAUGGGCUUCAUGUGACAAACAGCAGAAACACUCUACAGUCCUUUUCUUUUAGAUCAUUUGAUAAAAAUGGUGUUUUUUAAUGAGA
Pleuronectes platessa (European plaice) is the source of this 880-nucleotide messenger RNA. It is a transcript of the gene fam204a, whose product is annotated as family with sequence similarity 204 member A. Lineage: Eukaryota; Metazoa; Chordata; Actinopteri; Pleuronectiformes; Pleuronectidae. The transcript has 7 exons. Bases 139 to 810 code for a protein of 223 amino acids. The record is from RefSeq and is a predicted model, not a curated record.